Trachymyrmex septentrionalis is the source of this 1484-nucleotide messenger RNA. Its product is annotated as cell cycle checkpoint protein RAD1-like. NCBI's taxonomy places the organism in Eukaryota, Metazoa, Arthropoda, Insecta, Hymenoptera, Formicidae. The record is from RefSeq and is a predicted model, not a curated record. Gene Ontology annotation, biological process: DNA repair; DNA damage checkpoint signaling. Gene Ontology annotation, molecular function: 3'-5' exonuclease activity. The transcript has 7 exons. Gene Ontology annotation, cellular component: nucleus; checkpoint clamp complex. The coding region runs from base 225 to 1421 and encodes 398 amino acids.
AGUAACUAAUUCAUAGUUAUAUAAUCAAAGUAAUCAUCCAAUUGACAGCAGUUAACAGAUUUCUUUGCGAUUGUCAGAUGAUAUUCCAUUUAUUUGUGAUUUGAUAAAGACGAGUCAAGUUCGAAUCGCGUUUUAAAAGCACAUGGGAUAGAAGAUACGACAACGAAUGAGUAUUUUGAUCUCGGGAAAGAUUCAAAUACGGAACUAUAACCUCAAUUUACUACAUGAAUUCGUAUCAACAGGUAAUAAAUACCGGCUCUCAACCGCCUACUGUGUACGAUCAAAAAUAUGUAGAUUUCGUGGAUAACAUACUGAAGGAAGUAGCCGAUGAUUUUGAGAGAGAGAAAAAAUUCUCCGAUCAAAAUCUAUUGAAACUACACAAGCUGUUUGAUGGAGUAUUUGAAAGAGCCUUAGAUUUGUACGAGCAACAACGAGUGACACAAAUUUCUACAUCUAAUACGAUUAUAACAGAGUCAUGCAAAAGUGCUAAUGAGGCCAUCUGGUUAAUGCAAGUUAAAGGACAUUCUGGAGCAUUGUACACACUUUUUCCAGAAAUAAAUUAUUGUACUUGUGCUGCUUUCAGGUUUCAAACAAAUAUGACACCCUCUAAUAUAGAAGAUUACGUUUUACUUGCAAAAGUGGGAUUGAAAAAUCUAGAAAUUAUAAUAGAAUUAUUAAAAGCUAUCAACUUUAAAGAGAUAGCUACUUGCCUCGGUAGUGAAAAUGGAUUGAAAAUCACAGUUGAGGAUGCAAAAUGUAUACAGGCCAGUGCAUAUAUCCCAUCUACAGUUUUUGAUGAAUUUGAAUUAAAAGAAGAUGUGACGUUUUCAUUAAAUCUGAACAUAUUAGUGGAUUGUCUUUGUAUGUUCUGGCCUACUUCACAAGAAGAUUCCGUUACAAUGCAAAUAUUUUACAAAGGUACAGGCUAUCCUCUAACUAUUAUCAUUGAAGAAAAUGGGAUCAUAACAGACUGCUCGUUAAAAACUUUAGAAGUAAAGGAAUUGUUAGAUUUCCAUCUUGAUACAGAAAACGUUGUAAAUAAAGUAGUAUUGCAAACAAAAUUAUUGAAGUCUAUCAUGGCUGAAUUAGAUCCAACCAGUCGACUACUCGAGUUACAUUUAUCGCCGGAAGAACCCUUUUUCAGAAUUAGUUUGCAAGGUAUAGGCAGCGUUUGCGACAUCGACUUACCACAUGAUGAUGAUGAUUUAAUAGACACAUUUCAAUGUACGAAAACGGUUACAUCCACUUUUAAAUUAGAGCAUAUUAUACUGGCAAUGAAAGCGUUAUCAUGUGCGAAUAAGAUUUCCCUAAGAACUAAUGACGCCGGUCUAUUGUGUUUUCAAUACAUGAUUAAAACCGAAGAUGGAAACACAUGUUACAUGGAAUAUUACAUCUCUCCAUUGAUUGGAAAUUUGGAAUGAUCAACAGUGGUGAUAUAAACAUAUUAAUCAAAAAUAAAAUAUAUUCAGAUGCCCAAAUAUAAA